This is a messenger RNA of Symbiodinium sp. CCMP2592, 7143 nucleotides long. The record is from the annotation of a GenBank genome assembly. Lineage: Eukaryota; Dinophyceae; Suessiales; Symbiodiniaceae.
AUGUUCAAUUUUCCGGGCCAGGGCCAGAUGGGGGGCCAGAUGCCAAGCCACAGCUUGGCCCUGAACCCCUUCGCUCUGCCUCCAGGAAUGCCGGGGAUGCCGCAGCAGCAGCAAAUGGCACAGGCGGCUGCUGCUAUGCGUCUCCCUCCGCAGGCCCCACCGCCAGAGCCUCCAAAGCCUGCCGCAUCGAGCAAGACCCAGGAAGAGCUGCUUGAUGAAAAAGCACGAAAGUGGCAGUCCUUGAAUGCGAAGCGGUAUGGAGAGAAGCGCAAGUUUGGCGUUGUUGAGCAGCAGAAGGAGGAGAUGCCUCCGGAGCAUAUCCGAAAGAUCAUCAAGGAUCAUGGAGAUAUGACAGCCCGCAAGUUCCGCCACGACAAGCGCAUCUACUUGGGUGCUUUGAAGUACCUGCCGCAUGCGGUGUACAAGCUUCUCGAAAACAUCCCGGUUCCGUGGCAGCAGAUCCGCAAUUGCCGCACGGUGUACCACUGCAGUGGUGCCAUUACCUUCUGUGCGGAGAUGCAAAAGGUCAUCGAGCCCGUGUACCUUGCUCAGUGGGGUACCAUGUGGAUCAUGAUGCGCCGAGAGAAGCGAGACCGACGCCACUUCAAGCGAAUGCGCUUCCCGCCCUUCGACGACGAGGAGCCGCCUUUGGACUACGGAGACAACGUCCUGGAUGUGGAGCCCCUGGAAGCCAUCCAGAUGAGGUUGGAUCCGGUCGAGGAUGAGCCAGUUUUGGAGUGGUUUUAUGAAGCAGUGCCACUUUUGAACACGAAGCAUGUGAACGGCACGAGCUACCGGAAGUGGCAUCUCUCCUUGGCUCAGCAAGGCGUCUUGUACCGCUUGUCCAACCAGUUGCUGUCUGAUUUGAUGGACAAGAACUACUUCUACCUCUUCGAAAAGAAGUCCUUCUACACGGCAAAAGCGCUGAAUAUGGCAAUUCCAGGUGGCCCCAAGUUCGAGCCCCUUUACCGUGACAUGUACGAUGAGGAUGAGGACUGGAACGAGUUCAACGACAUCAACAAGAUCAUCGUGCGACAGCAGCUGCGGACCGAGUACCGUAUCGCCUUCCCGUUCCUGUACAACUCGCGGCCUCGAAAGGUUGCGAUGGCACCCUACCACAACCAGUCCGUCUGCUACAUCAAAGCGGAUGAUCCCGAUCUUCCGGCCUUCUACUACGAUCCUAUCAUCAAUCCGCUGCCAGCGUACCGCGCAGUGUCCCAUCGCUCCCAGGAUCAGUCGGCGGAUGAUGACGAGGAUAUCGAGAGCUUCCAGCUGCCGGAAGAUUGCACGCCUCUGCUUGAGGAUACUCCGCUCUUCACGGACUGCACAGCGAACGGCAUCACGCUCUACUGGGCACCAAGGCCCUUCAACCUUCGCAGCGGCUACAUGCGUCGUGCACAGGAUGUUCCUCUUGUUGGGCAGUGGUACAAGGAGCACUGUCCUUCGAACUACCCGGUGAAGGUGCGCGUGUCAUACCAGAAGCUCCUGAAGGUCUGGGUUCUCAACCAGCUGCACCAUCGCCCUCCCAAGACGCUGAACAAGCGCAACUUGAUGAACAUCUUCGCCACGACGAAGUUCUUCCAGCGCACGGAGUUGGACUGGGUGGAGAUUGGUCUGCAGGUUUGCCGCCAAGGCUACAACAUGCUGAACCUCCUGAUCGCCCGUAAGAACUUGAACUUCUUGCAUUUGGACUACAACUUCAACCUGAAGCCAGUGAAGACGUUGACGACGAAGGAGAGAAAGAAGUCUCGAUUCGGCAACGCCUUUCACCUGUGCCGAGAGAUCAUGCGCCUCACGAAGCUGGUUGUGGACUCGCACGUGCAGUUCCGAUUGGGCAACGUAGAUGCCUUCCAGCUUGCAGACGGCUUGCAGUACAUCUUUGCCCACGUGGGUCAGUUGACGGGUAUGUACCGCUACAAGUACCGUCUCAUGCGACAGGUGCGCAUGUGUAAGGACUUGAAGCACUUGGUCUACUACCGCUUCAACACUGGCCCCGUCGGAAAGGGUCCCGGCUGCGGCUUCUGGGCACCGGGCUGGCGCGUUUGGCUCUUCUUCCUGCGCGGUGUCGUCCCGCUGCUGGAGCGCUGGCUGGGCAACUUGUUGGCCCGACAGUUCGAAGGCCGUGUCAGCAAGGGCGUCGCCAAGACCAUCACCAAGCAGCGAGUGGAGAGUCACUUUGACUUGGAGCUGCGUGCGGCAGUGAUGCACGACAUCAUUGACAUGAUGCCCGAAGGUGUCCGAGCCAACAAGGCCCGAACCAUUCUGCAGCACCUGUCGGAGGCUUGGCGAUGUUGGAAGGCGAACAUCCCUUGGAAGGUGCCGGGCUUGCCUGCGCCGAUCGAGAAUAUGAUCCUUCGCUACGUCAAGUCCAAGGCCGAUUGGUGGACCAACGCGACGUACUACAACAGAGAGCGUAUCCGCCGUGGUGCCACCGUGGACAAGACCACCUGCAAGAAAAAUUUGGGACGUCUGACCCGUCUCUGGCUGAAGGCCGAGCAAGAGAGGCAGCACAACUACCUGAAGGAUGGCCCCUACGUUAGCGGAGAGGAGGCCGUGGCGAUCUACACCACCACCGUGCACUGGCUGGAGAGUCGCAAGUUCACUCCGAUCCCCUUCCCGCCCCUGAACUACAAGCACGACACCAAACUGCUCAUUUUGGCUUUGGAGCGGCUCAAGGAGCAGUACACCGUCCAGACACGUCUGAACCAGCAGCAGCGAGAGGAGUUGGGUUUGGUCGAGCAGGCCUACGACAAUCCUCACGAGGCUCUCUCGCGAAUCAAGCGACACUUGCUCACGCAGCGCGCCUUCAAAGAGGUGACCAUCGAGUUCCAGGACAUGUACAGUCACCUGGUGCCCUGCUACGAGAUCGAGCCUUUGGAGAAGAUCACGGAUGCGUACCUGGAUCAGUACCUGUGGUAUGAGGGUGACCACCGACAUCUCUUCCCCAACUGGGUGAAGCCGGCAGACACCGAGCCAGCGCCCUUGUUGGUGUACAAGUGGUGCCAGGGUAUCAACAACUUGACAGAUGUCUGGGACACCUCAGACGGUCAGUGCGUUGUGGUCCUGGAAAGCAAGUUCGAGAACGUCUCGCAGAAGGUGGACCUCACCCUGUUGAACCGAUUGCUCCGAUUGAUCGUCGAUCACAACAUCGCAGACUACAUGACUGCGAAGAACAACAUUGUCAUCAACUACAAGGACAUGAACCACACCAACUCUUACGGUCUCAUCAAGGGCCUGCAGUUCGGAUCCUUCGUCUUCCAGUAUUACUGCAUGGUCCUGGACUUGCUGAUGCUGGGUCUGACCAGGGCCUCAGAGAUCGCCGGACCUCCUCAGCUGCCCAACGAGUUCUUGACCUUCCAGGAUGUGGACACGGAGCUCAGGCACCCCAUCCGCCUGUACUGCCGGUACCUGGACCGCUUCAUCAUGGUCUUCCGCUUCAGCAAGGAGGACUCCAAGGAUCUGAUUCAGAGGUUCCUGACGGAGAACCCGGAUCCCAACAACGAGAAUGUUGUCGGCUACACCAACAAGAUGUGCUGGCCCCGCGAUUGCCGAAUGCGGCGCAUGAAGCACGAUGUCAACCUGGGACGAGCCGUCUUCUGGGAGAUGCAGAACCGCUUGCCGCGCAGCGUUACCACGCUUGUUUGGGAUAACUCCUUCGCGUCCGUCUACUCGAAGGACAACCCCAACAUCCUCUUCAACAUGUGCGGCUUUGAAGUUCGCAUCUUGCCAAAGAUCCGUACGUUCCAGGAGGAGUUCACGCAGCGCGAGGGCGUGUGGAAGCUGCAGAACGAUGCCACAAAGGAAAUGACGGCUCAGGCCUUCUUGAAGGUCGACAACGAGUCGCAGAAGCAGUUCGAGAACAGAUGUCGAACCAUCUUGAUGGCAUCAGGUUCUACAACUUUCACCAAGAUUGCAAACAAGUGGAACACGAACCUCAUCGGUAUGAUGACAUACUUCCGCGAGGCCGUGAUUCACACGGAUGCGCUGCUCGACCUUCUCGUGAAGUGCGAGAACAAGGUGCAGACUCGAAUCAAGAUCGGGCUGAACUCCAAGAUGCCCUCGCGAUUCCCGCCUGUGGUCUUCUACACCCCCAAGGAGUUGGGAGGAUUGGGCAUGCUCAGUAUGGGCCACAUCCUGAUCCCGCAGUCUGACUUGCGAUAUUCGAAGCAGACCGAGACGGGCAUCACGCACUACCGCAGUGGCUUGAGCCACGAGGAGGACCAGCUCAUCCCCAACCUGUACCGAUAUGUGCAGACCUGGGAGGCGGAGUUCAUCGAUUCCCAGCGUGUCUGGGCCGAGUACGCCCUGAAGAGGCAGGAGGCCACAGCGCAGAACCGACGCCUCACAUUGGAGGACCUGGAGGAUGCCUGGGAUCGUGGUAUUCCUCGAAUCAACACGCUCUUCCAGAAGGAUCGCCACACCUUGGCCUUCGACAAGGGCUGGCGCGUGCGUCAGGACUUCAAGCAGUACAACAUCAUGCGCCAGAACCCCUUCUGGUGGACUCACCAGCGCCAUGAUGGAAAGCUGUGGAACUUGAACAACUACCGAACUGACAUGAUCCAGGCACUGGGAGGUGUCGAAGGCAUCUUGGAGCACACGCUCUUCAAGGGCACCUACUUCCCCACCUGGGAGGGUCUCUUCUGGGAGAAGGCCAGCGGCUUCGAGGAGUCCAUGCGAUUCAAGAAGCUCACGAACGCCCAGCGAAGUGGUCUGAACCAGAUUCCCAAUCGACGCUUCACGCUCUGGUGGUCUCCAACGAUCAACCGUGCCAACGUCUAUGUCGGCUUCCAGGUGCAGCUGGACCUCACCGGCAUCUUCAUGCACGGAAAGAUCCCGACCCUGAAGAUCUCCCUGAUCCAGAUCUUCCGCGCGCACUUGUGGCAGAAGAUCCACGAGAGUAUUGUCAUGGACUUGUGCCAGGUCUUCGAUCUGGAGUUGGAUGCCCUGGAGAUUGAGAUGGUGCAGAAGGAGACGAUUCACCCGCGUAAGUCCUACAAGAUGAACAGCUCCUGCGCGGACGUGCUCCUCUUCGCCUCCUACAAAUGGGCCGUCUCCAAGCCGUCAUUGCUGACAGAGUCCAAGGAUGGCUUCGAUGGCACGACGACCACAAAGUACUGGAUCGAUGUGCAGCUCCGCUGGGGAGACUACGAUUCCCACGACAUCGAACGAUACUGCCGUGCCAAGUUCUUGGACUACACCACAGACAACAUGUCCAUUUACCCGUCGCCGACGGGCGUGCUCAUGGGCGUGGAUUUGGCCUACAACCUGCACAGCGGCUUCGGCAACUGGUUCCCAGGAGUCAAGCCAUUGCUGCACAGGUCCAUGAACAAGAUCAUGAAGGCAAAUCCUGCCCUGUAUGUGCUUCGCGAGCGCAUCCGCAAGGGUCUGCAGCUUUACAGCAGUGAGCCUACCGAGCCCUACUUGAACUCCCAGAACUAUGGAGAGCUCUUCAGCUCCCAGAUCAUCUGGUUCGUGGAUGACACCAACGUGUACCGGGUGACGAUCCACAAGACCUUCGAGGGUAACCUGACCACGAAGCCCGUGAACGGAGCCAUCUUCAUCUUCAACCCGCGAACAGGACAGCUCUUCCUGAAGAUCAUCCACACCUCCGUGUGGGCAGGUCAGAAGCGACUCUCACAGCUGGCAAAGUGGAAGACAGCCGAGGAGGUCGCGGCAUUGAUCCGAUCAUUGCCGGUGGAAGAGCAGCCGAAGCAGAUCAUCGUGACCCGAAAGGGCAUGUUGGAUCCUUUGGAGGUGCACCUUCUGGAUUUCCCGAACAUCGUGAUCAAGGGCUCCGAGCUCUCCCUGCCGUUCCAGGCGUGCAUGAAGAUCGAGAAGUUCGGCGAUCUGAUCUUGAAGGCGACCCAGCCUGAGAUGGUGCUCUUCAACCUCUACGAUGACUGGCUGAAGUCGAUCUCCUCGUACACUGCCUUCAGCCGAAUGAUCUUGAUCCUGCGGGCACUGCACGUGAAUCCGGAUCGCACAAAGGUCAUCCUGAAGCCCGACAAGACGACAGUCACCCAGCCACACCACGUCUGGCCGAGUCUCACCGACGACGAGUGGAUCCACGUUGAGGUGCAGCUCAAGGACUUGAUCCUGGCAGACUACGGAAAGAAGAACAACGUCAACGUUGCUUCGCUCACCCAGAGUGAGAUUCGCGACAUCAUCCUCGGAAUGGAGAUCGCACCGCCAUCCAUCCAGAGACAGCAGAUCGCCGAUCUUGAGAAGCAGGGCAAGGAGAUGUCUCAGAUCACAACCAUUACCUCCAAGACCACCAACGUGCACGGUGAGGAGAUGAUCGUGACAACAGGCUCCCCCUACGAGCAGCAGACCUUCGCCUCCCGCACGGAGUGGCGCGUCCGUGCCAUCAGCGCGUCGUCUCUGCACCUGCGGACGAACCACCUGUAUGUCAACAGUGAAGACAUUCGGGAGACUGGCUACACGUAUGUCAUGCCGAAGAACAUCCUGAAAACCUUCAUUUGCAUCAGUGACCUGCGCACGCAGAUCGCCGCCUACCUCUAUGGCAUCUCUCCUCCUGACAACCCCCAGGUGAAGGAGAUUCGGUGCAUGGUCAUGGUGCCUCAGGUUGGCACGCACAGCAAUGUGACGCUGCCGCAGCAGCUGCCCGACCAUGAUCACUUGCGUGAUCUGGAGCCAUUGGGCUGGAUCCACACGCAGCCGAACGAGCAGCCGCACCUGAGUCCUCAGGACGUGACCUUCCAUGCCCGAAUGCUGGCAGACAACAAGACGUGGCUGGCUGACCAGACGAUCAUCAUUACCUGCAGCUUCACGCCAGGCAGCUGCUCGCUGACGGCCUACCGCAUUACGCCCCAGGGCUUCCAGUGGGGUAAGUCGAACAAGGACACAGGCCCCAACCCUGCGGGUUUCUUGCCCACCCACGCGGAGAAGGUGCAGAUGCUGCUGAGUGAUAUCUUCCUGGGCUUCUUCAUGGUGCCAGACAACGCCCUCUGGAACUACAACUUCAUGGGCCAGAAGCACAAUCCCACGAUGAAGUACAGUCUCUGCGUCGAGAACCCCCGUGAGUACUACCAUGAGUGCCACAGGCCAGCCCACUUCCUGAACUUCACGCAGCAGGAGGAGGUUGGCAACGAGGGAGCAGACCACGAGGACCACUUUGUAUGA